Molecule: messenger RNA, 335 nt
Organism: Aphanomyces astaci
Lineage: Eukaryota; Oomycota; Saprolegniomycetes; Saprolegniales; Verrucalvaceae
Exons: 3
Coding region: 36-239 (67 amino acids)
Biological process (GO): mitochondrial respiratory chain complex I assembly
Cellular component (GO): mitochondrion
Source: RefSeq, a predicted model, not a curated record
CGGAUAAGGAGUCGCUCCAAACACACAAACUCAGCAUGCCUGGGACGGCGACCACAGGGUCCCGGCGGAUGAGCCAACUCUUCACGCAGAUGAUGGGAUCGUGCCCAGUGGAUAUCCAAGUGUACGGAGCUUGCGUGGCCAAUAUUGAAGGCGGCGUCAACAAGAACGUGUGCGCGGCGGAGUUUGCCAAGCUGCGACAAUGCUUUCAGCGUGCAGCGGCCAACGCUGCCAAGAAAUGAGUUGGAAGGACGGACUCACGACCUUGCCCAACCUGGGCCAUCCCAAUGUAGUCAUACCUAAUCGAAUACAAGCCUUACGAGGAGAUUAGUGCAUGA